Spodoptera frugiperda (fall armyworm) is the source of this 3797-nucleotide messenger RNA. RefSeq names its product unconventional myosin-Ib. Gene Ontology annotation, molecular function: ATP binding; actin filament binding; microfilament motor activity. The record is from RefSeq and is a predicted model, not a curated record. NCBI's taxonomy places the organism in Eukaryota, Metazoa, Arthropoda, Insecta, Lepidoptera, Noctuidae. Gene Ontology annotation, cellular component: vesicle; cytoplasm; myosin complex. Gene Ontology annotation, biological process: actin filament organization; vesicle transport along actin filament.
AAAACGUCAGAACAGAACAAUGUCAAACGUCAAACUGAAAUGGUAUUCGUACGUAUAGUGCAAUUAGUGAAAUUAUUUUGAAUCGCUAUAAUCAUGUGCUAGUAUUCAUCUUAAAUAAUAAUAGGUAGUCAAUCAAUUUGGUAAUUGGUGCUCCGUGACCUCCAGAUUUUUGUUAUGAUAUAAACUAAAUAUCAUUGCUAUUACUAUUAGCAAAUCAGCCGUGGCUUGGUGACAAGAAGACAGAUUACUAUUUAAUUCAAAAUAUAAUUUAUUUAUGAAAAUAAAAAAAUGUUUACGAUACAUGAUAUGAGGUGUAAAGAAUUGUUUUCUUCUUGAAUUCUCUAAUGUCAAGAGACGACAGCAUGGGCACCAUGAGCCGUAGCAGGUGACGGCGCGGCGGCGCGGGAACCGGAGCGAUGGCGACCUCGGGCCGGUGACGGUGGCAGCCAUGGCGGAGGCCGAGGGCGCGGGGCAGCCGGACGCGGUGCUGCUGGCGCCCCUGUCCGAGGACACGUUCCUGCACAACCUGCACGUGCGCUACAAACGAGACAUUAUAUACACGUACGUGGGCAACGCGCUGGUGUCCGUGAACCCGUGCCGCGCGCUGCCGCUGUACUCGGCGGAGCUAGUGCGCGCCUACCUGGCGCGCCCGCCCUACCAGUUGCCGCCGCACCUGUACGCGAUCACGGCGACGGCGUACCGCUGGGUGCGCGACAGGAACGAGACCCAAUGUAUAGUGAUCACGGGCGAGAGCGGCGCGGGCAAGACGGAGGCGGCGCGCGUGUGUCUGCAGUGCGCCGUGCUGGCCGGCGCGCCCUGCGCCCCGCGGUGCGCCCCCGCGCGCGCCCCCGCGGCCGCGCUGGCCGCGGCCGGCACGCUGCUGGAGGCCUUCGGCAACGCGGCCACGGCGCGGAACCACAACGCCAGCCGCUUUGGCAAGCUGCUGGAGAUCGAGUUUGACUUCAAGGGCGAGCCGGUGGGCGGACACAUCACGCACUACCUACUGGAGAAGGAGCGCGCGAGCGGCGCGGUGGCGGGCGAGCGCAACUUCCACGUGCUGUACCAGCUGCUGGCCGGCGCCGACGUCAGCCUGCUGAAGCGGCUGCGGCUGCAGCGCGCGUGGGAGCACUACCGCGUGCUGCGCGGCGCGCCGCCAGAGCCCGCGCCCACGUCCCCGCGUCGUGCCGCGCCCACGCCCCCGCCCGCGCCCCCGGCUGCGCCCCCAGCCGUCGACCAAGACCGAGACCACUUCGCCUUCACCAUGGCGGCGCUGCGCACGCUGGGACUGGGCGGCGCCGGCGACUCCGUGCUGCGCCUGCUGGCCUUCCUGCUGAAGCUGGGCAACGUGGACUUCGAGCCGCAGCACAACAUCGACGGCACCAUCGGCACGCGCCUGCAGCAGCGAUACGAGCUGGUGGAGGCGUGCGCGCUGGUGGGGGUGGACGCGGACGCGCUGGGCGCGGCGCUCGGCGCGGCCGACGAGGACGAGGGCGCGGCAGACGAGGGCGCGGCGGACGCGGGGUCCCCCGGGGGCGCGGCGUGGGCGGGGGCGCGGCGCGACCAGUUGCUGGCCGUGCUGUACUCGCGCCUGUUCACGUGGCUCGUCAACGCCGUCAACGACCACAUCAAGCCGGCCGAGGCGGGCAAGCGUUGCGCGCUCGGUAUACUGGACGUGUACGGGUUCGAGUCCCUGGCGCACAACGGGCUGGAGCGGCUGCUCAUCAACUACGCGGCCGAGCGCGUGCAGGCGGCCGUGACGGGCGCCACGCUGCGGCGCGAGCAGGACGAGUACGCGCGCGAGGGGCUCGCCUGGCGCCCGCUGCACUACGCCGACCACGAGGCGGGCGCCGCGCUGCUGGACGCCGGGCCCGACAGCGUGCUGGGCGCGCUGCGCGACUGCUCGGCGCGCGGCGCCAGCGACGCCGCCUUCCUGCAGCGCCUGCAGCGCCGCCGCCACCCGCGCCUGCUCGUGCUGCCGCCCGACCGCUUCCAGGUGCUGCACUUCGGCGGCGGCGUGGUGUACUCGGCGCGCGGCAUCGUGCACAAGAACCGCGACUCCGUGUGCCGGCGCUGCUGCGGCGUGCUGGGCGCGGCGCGCGAGCCGCUGCUGGGCGCGCUGUUCGCGGACGGGGGCGCGGGCGCGGGCGGGGGCGCGGGGUCGCCGCGGCGGCCGGCGGCGCUGGGCUGCCGGCAGCGCGCGCUGGUGGGCGCGCUGGUGCGGCGGCUGCCGGCGGCGCCGCGCCUGGUGCGCUGCCUGCGCGCGGACAAGGCGCUGCGCCCGCACCGGUUCGACGCCGCCGACGUCCGCCACCAGAUCCGCUCGCAAGGUAUUAUGGACAUGGCGCUGUUGCGGCGGAGCGGCUGGUGCGAGUCCAUGUGCGCGCGCGCACUGCUGGCGCGCUACGGGCUGCUGGCGGGGGCGCGCGCCGGGGCCGCGGGCGCCGCCUCGCCCCGCGCCUCGCCCGGGCCGCGCGCCGACGAGCCCGUGCGGGCGGCGCGCGCGCUGCUGCGCUCGCUGCCCAUCCCGAGCGCCGAGUUCGCGUACGGGCGCUCGCGCGUGUUCAUCCGCAGCCCGCGCACCGUGUGGGAGCUGGAGGCGCUGCGCGCCGCGCGCGUGGCUGCGCUCGUGGUGAGCGCGCAGCGCGCCUGGCGCCGCCACCGCUUGCGGCGCCGCGCGCGCGCCGCGGCCGUGCUGGCGCGCGCCUGGCGGCGGCACCGCGCGCGCCGGCCGGCGCCGCUGGCGCGCGCGGCCGCGGCCGUGCUGUGGCGCGCGUGGGCGGCGGCGGCGCGGCGGCGCUACCUGCUGGGGCUGUGGCGGCGGCUGCCGGCGCGCCACCUGUCGCCGGCGAGCGCGGGCUGGCCGACACUGGCGGCGCCGCGCCUGCUGGGCCGCACGGACGCGCUGCUGCGGCGCCUGCACCACGCGUGGCGCUGCCGCCUGUACCGCGCCGCCUUCGACCAGACGGCGCGCAACCGCAUGCGCGAGAAGGUGACGGCCAGCGUGCUGUUCAAGGAGCGCAAGGCCAACUACGGCUGCAGCGUGGCGCACCCGUUCGUGGGCGACUACGUGCGCCUGCGCGCGUCGGCGGCGUGGCGGCGCGGGCUGGGCGCGGCGGGCGACCGCUACGUGGUGUUCGCGGACGUGGUGGGCAAGGUGGCGCGGUCGAGCGGGCGCGUGGCGCGCUGCCUGGCCGUGCUGUCCACGGGCGCGCUGCUGCUGCUGGACGCGCGCUCGCUGCGCCUGAAGCGGCGCGUGCCGGCGCAGUCGGUGUACCGCCUGUCGCUGUCGCCGUACGCGGACGACCUGCUGGUGGUGCACGUGCGCGCGAGCGGGGGCGGCGCCCUGGACAGUUCGGCGGAGGAGCUGUCGCAGUGCUCCUCGCGGGACGUGCCCGACGCGCCCGGCUGUCUGUUCGGGGGCGAGGGCGCGUGGCGGCGGCGCGGCGACGUGGUGGUGCGCACGUGCCACGUGCUGGAGCUGGCCACGAAGCUGUUCCUGGUGGUGCAGAACGCGGUGGGCGCGCCCCCGCACGUCAACAUCGCCACGGAGUUCGAGGCCAACUUCGGGCAGCAGCUGGUGACGCUGUCGUUCCACGCGCUGGGCGAGGGCGGCGGCGCGCGCCUGCUGCGGCGGGGCUCGCGCAUGGACGUGCUGGUGUGACGCCCGCGCCCCGCACCACGGGAGAAGGGCGAAGCGCGCCCUCGCACUACAGGACGAGGGCGAAGCGCGCCCCCGCACUAUUGGAGGAGGACAGGCGCGCCCCGCCACUCCUUCUGUACGUCCGUAAAACUAUCAG